GCGCAUGAUAAAAGUGCGUGUACCUGCGACUGAAGUUUAUACUCGCCGUCCAGUUCAGCAGACAUGGCCGCAAUUAAAACUCUCUACGAUGUUUCUGCAAGGUUACUUACAGGAGAGAUAUUGAAUUUCUCAUCACUUAAGGGUAAAGUUAUCCUUAUCGAGAAUGUGGCAUCUCUAUGAGGCACGACCACCAGGGAUUACACCCAGAUGAACGAACUCCACGAGAAGUAUUCCUCAAAGGGGCUUGUGGUUCUGGGAGUGCCCUGCAACCAGUUCGGACAUCAGGAGAAUUGCAACAAUGAGGAAAUUCUGCAAUCUUUGAAAUAUGUUCGACCAGGAAACGGCUUCGAGCCCAAAUUUAAACUCCUUGAGAAGGUCGACGUAAAUGGAAAAGAUGCCCAUCCUUUGUUUGUGUUUCUGAAAGACAAGAUUCCUUUCCCCAGCGAUGAGCCGAUGUGUUUCAUGACGGAGCCCAAAUAUAUCAUAUGGAGUCCCGUUUGUAGGAAUGACAUCGCUUGGAAUUUUGAGAAGUUUCUCAUUGGUCCGGAUGGAGUGCCCUUUAAGCGGUAUGGGCGCAGAUUCCUCACCAGCAACAUCGAGGCAGAUAUCAAGAAGCUUCUUAACAUUGCUAACUAAAACGUCCAAGCAUAGUUUCAACAGAGGCAAUAUGUUACAUCGGCUAACCUUUCUUUGAUUUAUUUCCAUCACAGUCUGAUAGUCUAGUCUUCCGUGAUUAUCUUGCCUCUGUGAGACAUGCUGUUGCCAGUGGGCCAUUUGUGCUCAUAUACAAUGUGCCUGUGUGAAGAUGUUCAAUUAAUGAAGGUAUUCUUUUAAACAUAUUUGUGGGGGAUACCAGAUGCCAUUUUAACGUCUUGACUUGACAGUUGCAAUGUCUAUGGAAAGCACAAUAUGCUCUGCUGACUGAAUAAAUAUAUUUUUUACAUGAAA
Molecule: messenger RNA, 948 nt
Organism: Alosa sapidissima (American shad)
Lineage: Eukaryota; Metazoa; Chordata; Actinopteri; Clupeiformes; Clupeidae
Gene: gpx1b
Product: glutathione peroxidase 1b
Exons: 2
Biological process (GO): glutathione metabolic process; response to selenium ion; response to hydrogen peroxide
Cellular component (GO): cytosol; mitochondrion
Molecular function (GO): glutathione peroxidase activity
Source: RefSeq, a predicted model, not a curated record